Molecule: messenger RNA, 1731 nt
Organism: Fraxinus pennsylvanica
Lineage: Eukaryota; Viridiplantae; Streptophyta; Magnoliopsida; Lamiales; Oleaceae
Source: the annotation of a GenBank genome assembly
AUGACAACGAAUUGUGUAGAUUCCAUGGAGUUAUUGGCCGUUGAUUCGCCGUACGACUUGUUGUUCAAAGCGGUGUUGUUGAUACCUAUUUCUCAUUAUUUAUUGGGACUUUUGUUUGUUUUGAUUGUUUUUCUGUACAAUUUUCUGGAAAUGCAUGUUCUUGGAGAUCUAUUCACCGGGUUCAGAGGACAGCCAGUUUCUUUGACUUUCAAUUCUUCCUCUCAAGUCUACCACGAUGUUAUUUCAAAGUGUAAAAUUCUUCAUGGAAGGUAUUUAGCCACUCCAUGGCUAUGCAGUCCUCAUCUUCAGACUGGAUUUUUACAUUUUUUUGGAAGGCCACCUGUUGUCGACUAUAAGAGACAGCUUUUUAUAACCUCGGAUGGUGGGACCAUAGCUCUGGAUUGGCUAACGAAUGCUGAUGUUAAGAAACAAGCCACCCAACUAAAUGAUGCAGUUCAGAUUGAUGGUAAAGAUCCAAUCAUGAUUGUCGUUCCUGGCUUAACAAGUGAUUCUGAUUCUGCUUAUGUCAAGCAUUUGGUUUUCAAGAUGGCUAAGAGUGGCUGGAACGUUGUUGUGAGCAAUCAUCGGGGCCUUGGGGGUGUAUCAAUAACUUCCGAUUGCCUCUACAAUGCCGGAUGGACAGAGGAUGUACGUAAAGUGAUUGACCACCUUCACUGUCAAUACCCUGAAGCUCCUCUGUUUGCUGUUGGGACAAGUAUUGGUGCUAAUAUUCUGGUUAAAUAUCUUGGUGAGGAUGGAAGUAAUGUCCCUCUUAUUGGGGCUGCAGCUAUCUGUUCUCCUUGGGACCUUUCGAUAUGUGACCGGUUUAUUAACCGUAGACUUGUGCAGAAAUUUUAUGACAAAGCUCUAACUUUUGGCUUAAAAGGUUAUGCGGAUUUGCACCAUUCUGUCCUUUCUCGUCUUGCAGAUUGGGAAGGCAUUAAAAAGUCACGUUCUGUCCGGGACUUUGACAAUUAUGCUACUCGUAUUGUUGGUAAAUAUGAGACAGUGGAUACAUAUUACAGGCGAUGUAGCAGUUCUAGUUAUGUAGGAAAUGUGAUGGUCCCCCUUCUCUGCAUCAGUACUAUAGAUGACCCAGUAUGUACGAGUGAAGCAAUUCCAUGGGAUGAGUGUCGGUUGAAUAAUAAUAUUGUUUUGGCCACAACACAGCAUGGAGGACACCUAGGAUUUUUUGAAGGGAUAACUGCAAAAAGUGUCUGGUGGGUAAGAGCAGUUGAUGAAUUUUUUGGUGCUCUGCAGUCUAGCCCAUUGUAUCACAGGAAAAAGGAGAUUGCAGUUCCCCUGAUCAAUCCUCAAGAGUCUUUGAUUGAUCAAGCUCCGUAUCUGAAUGUUGAGGAAGACGGGCUGGUGACUGCAGUACGAAGUGAACCAAUAGCCGAUGUAGGAGUUAAACAUGAGGAGGAUAUUAAGCAAAACAAGUCUGAAGGUGACAUUCCACAUGCAGAGGAAAUUGAUCACAGAACUAGAGAGAAAGAAGAUGAGAAAAUUGAGCUUGUUGGCUCCUCUGAUAUCAGCGAACACAAAGCCAGUGGCAUAACCGUUCCUGUCAAAAAAUGCUUAAACCAGAUUUCGCGCCAGAACAGGAAAUCACUGUGGCUGCUUGCUUACAUUGCAAUCAUUACCACUUGGCCAGUUGUGGGUUCAGCCCUGCUAUUGUUCUUAAAGAAGAAGUUUCAGAAUUUUGUCUCCGGACCAUCACUUAGAAGAUAG